CAGGGACCGACUCUCGCUGUAUCCAUGGAAGAAACUGGGAGGAAGAGCUCUCGACCUACCCCGAAGCGCCCCCUCGCCCUCUCCGACGACGAUGACUCCGAUCGGCACCGUCCCGAUAUAUGACUCUCCCCCUCUUCGCCCUCUUCCAGGGAGCGGAGGGAGAGGUUCCCCAAGGGCAAGAAGCCGAAGAAAGGCGAUUCCGCCUCCGCCGCCUCUUCCUACGGCGGCGAUGUCGCCGCCGACGACCUCGACAGCUUGAUGAACCCUGAGAUCGCCGCCAAGCAGCGCGCGAAGCGCCGCAAGCUGACCCGGCAGGAAGAACCCGACGAGGUCUUCGCCGCCGAAGUCCAUUACGAGGACGAUGUGAACUUCGUUGAUGACGGUAUCCGAAUCGAGCCGUUUAAUCUGGAGCAAGAGAGGGAGGAAGGUUAUUUCGAUGCAAAUGGAAAUUUUGUCGAAUACAGAAGUAAAAAUGAAAUCAAGGACGCGUGGCUGGAUAGUGUGGAAGUGGACACACGAUUUGCCAGAAAAGUCCAGGAGAAAACAGAUGCGGAAGAUAACUACCAUGACCUCUCGUCGGAGGAAGUUGGGAAAAUGAAAAGAAACAUAGCCAAUAUUCUUCAAGCUGGAGAAACGAUCAUACAGGCUUUGAAGAGGUUGAAAGGGACUUCGACUGACAAGCGAGGAAAGAUGUCUGACGUCACAAAGCAGAUGUUUGAUCAACUGACUGAACAUGCCAUGAAAUUGAUGGAGCAUGGCGAGUACAAUGUUUACCAUGAAGAACGAGAGACCUUUGUGCGGGAAGCAGAAGGUUAUGAACGGUUAGCUCGUGCACGGGGAGGAUCAUCAGGUAGCACCAAUGGUGAAGCUUCUGAUUCCAAACAUGUGGAAGAUAUUUUUUGCAGUACUGCAGAACACGAAUCACGCAACUCAUCAAUAUGGGACAUUGGCACUGGUUCUUCAGCGGCAAAUAUCUCUACCCUUCCAGUUUCAUCUAGUGAUGGCAAUGAUAAGUUUGACAUGUUUGGGGACGACGAUGACGAUGCUGAUGCCAAUCUGCAGUCUGACCCAAAUGCUACGGGUUCAACUUCUACUUCCGAAGUUCCUGUAAUUAAUUCAGGAGGCUCAGAAGCUAGUGAUGGAGGAUUGGGCUCCGAUUACGUGUAUGAUCCUUCGUCAGGUUACUACUAUAGCAGCAGCUUGGGGUAUUACUAUGAUCCAACAUCUGGGCUUUAUUGCAGUGCCUCGACAGGGACUUGGUACUCAUUUGAUGAGCAAAGUGGCUCAUACAAGGAAAUUCAGAGCGCAGCUGCUUCGGAAAGCUGAAAUCAUGCGAGAUAUGAAACUUAACUGCUCUUGACCACGCAAAUGACCCAACAAAAAUGUGAGAUAUGCAACUUACCUAUGGGAAAGGAUUUGACAGUUGCUAUCUGUACUACAGGGUUAUGUUUCCUCUCUUUGUUUCGUUACAGUUUAUUAGUUUGCUUACGAAAAAGCUUGAUUCACCAUUGUGUUAAAAGGGGAACAGCUUUUUCAUGUUCACUGUUUUUUCUCCCUGCAAUCAUAAGUUGUUUUUCUGUUUUGCGUCCUCUUUUCUCAAAGUGAAGCACUGAAGUUAACCUUUCAGAAAUUAGUGUUCUAUCGGUUAUUUGGUUUGCGAAAGGUAAUAUAAAGAUCACUUUACAAAA
Molecule: messenger RNA, 1688 nt
Organism: Ananas comosus (pineapple)
Lineage: Eukaryota; Viridiplantae; Streptophyta; Magnoliopsida; Poales; Bromeliaceae
Product: angiogenic factor with G patch and FHA domains 1
Exons: 10
Coding region: 259-1326 (355 amino acids)
Cellular component (GO): U5 snRNP
Source: RefSeq, a predicted model, not a curated record